AUGAAGAAGUUAAGACAAUCCCAUCCGGUCCUAGCCCGCUUACAAACAAGUCAAGGUGACACUGCUAUGCUAAUGCUUGACGAACGGCCCCGGGGGGUGUUUCAACAAGCACCCCCCGGAACCGGCAAAACGUACACAGCGAUGUCAAUAGUAGCGGCAACGAUAAAAAUGUUUCCAGAAGCGCACAUAUUAUGUAUGGCUCCGUUGAACAUAGCUGUUGUAAAAAUGUGUCUAGAAUUAGAGGAAGCCAUGAAAAUUGAGGGAAUCCACGAGCCUGUAUUGGCUUUAUUUUCCGGUAACGGGAAAACUCGAUAUAAGGAACAAAUUGAGAGCAUUUCCACACACCUAUUGGCUCAUGCAGUAGAUUCUCCCGAAUUUACCAGCAAACUUGAGCUUACCGACUUGAAGAAAGUUGAUAGAUACAAAAAAGCUUGUAUAUCUCAUCCCAGACUUGCAUCCGAAGGGGCAAUCGCCCAAUUACUCCUUGAACAAGUAAAAAGGCGAGUGAUCUUUCUUACGUUGGGACUUACCGAACAACUAUGCAAGCUUUUUCCCGAAACUGAAAUUUUGAUUUUGGAUGAAGCUGGACAAGCGCCCUUUUCACAAUUUUUGUCGGUAACGACAUUUUUCCCAAAAUUAAGAAAGGUCUUGGUCACGGGGGACAAGUUCCAACUAAAGGUACAUUUAAUAAGCUUGCCUGAAGCGGUUAGAGAAAAUUAUGGUUUGGACACGUGUAUUGAAAGUUUUGACUCGUCGGAAGUGUGUAGAGGCGGGAGCUUACAUACCUGCGAAGCAAAUGCUAUUGCCUAGGGAAGGGGGAGACUUUUCUAUGCUCCUGAAUAUGAAAAACUUUUUCGUCCCGGUCGCUGGUUCACCGCUAAUACUUCUAAAUCAAACCUCCCCCAUGCUCGCCCAAGACACCAACUUCAGCUCCACUAAUUCAGGCCAGACU
Molecule: messenger RNA, 952 nt
Organism: Meloidogyne enterolobii
Lineage: Eukaryota; Metazoa; Nematoda; Chromadorea; Rhabditida; Meloidogynidae
Source: the annotation of a GenBank genome assembly